Messenger RNA from Oppiella nova, 294 nucleotides. Lineage: Eukaryota; Metazoa; Arthropoda; Arachnida; Sarcoptiformes; Oppiidae. The record is from the annotation of a GenBank genome assembly.
AUGUCGAGAGAGGCCAUACAUUCGGUGUCUAUUUCGUGGACUAAUAUCCAAGUGUUGACUAAAACAAAGAAAUCUAUUUAUAAUUGUUUUCAAACCAAUGAAACCUCGAAAGAGAUCAUUCGUAACGUAUCAGCUGGAAGUUUGUUAGCUAUAAUGGGCGCCAGUGGCGCCGGAAAGACAACUCUAUUGAAUGUAUUGACGGCAAGGAAUUUAUCGCAACUGUCCGUCAAUGGAGUGGUACUCAUGAAUGGACAGACAGUCAGUCAACAGACCAUUGCAUCCAUUUCCUCGUAU